Salvia hispanica is the source of this 765-nucleotide messenger RNA. Its product is annotated as complex 1 family protein / LVR family protein. Gene Ontology annotation, biological process: mitochondrial respiratory chain complex III assembly. Gene Ontology annotation, cellular component: mitochondrial matrix. Gene Ontology annotation, molecular function: protein folding chaperone. The record is from RefSeq and is a predicted model, not a curated record. Lineage: Eukaryota; Viridiplantae; Streptophyta; Magnoliopsida; Lamiales; Lamiaceae.
AGUAGAUCGGGCUGCAAUAUUUUUCAUUUUUGGUUCCAAAUUCGUUCCCUUUUUCCACUCAUCUUGGAUCGGUGGUGCUGGAGACGACGUCGUAGCAAGCAGAAAAUGGGGAGCGAAGCAUUGACGGCGUACAGAGCGCUGCUGAGAGCCACUCGGAAGACCUUCGCCGGCGAUACCCUGAUGCUCAAGCAGUCCGCCGCAGAGGUGCGGAAGAAGUUCGAUGAGAACCGCCACGUGACCUCCGCCGCCGACCUCAGCCGCCUCAUGGAGGAGGCACGUGAGGCCUCACACUUCAUAUCCACCAUGAUCGUCCAAGCCAAGCUCAACGACCGCGGCGGCUACGAAGUGAAGGCUGAUAAAGAGCAUGCUGGAGCUACCCUUGAGAUUCCCUCUGAAGAAAUUCUCAAGAAUGCUUAGAAGCAUCAAUUGUAGACUAGGGCUACACUACACACAUAUUUCACAGAACUUGGACAACGAUGGAGAGGGAUUGUUGAGCUUAGAAUGGGAAAGCUCUGUUCAUUCUUCAAUCGAAUAGUUUGUGGUUUGUUCCUAGCGCUUUCAUCGACAUUCUUGAGUUUGUUUGUAACCUUGUUUUUGAGGUUUUACUUUACCUUGUUCUUGAGAUUUUACUUUUAUCAAAUAAUGUGCUGUUUGUUCCUAGAUUACACUGACGGUUUCAGUGUGUAGUUUGCGAUUGGAACUGAUGAUUAUUAGUGAAACAUUGUUUAGUUUAUGAAUGAAAUAAUACAUUACGAUUUUGAUGGA